This is a messenger RNA of Colias croceus (clouded yellow), 1206 nucleotides long. Its product is annotated as DNA polymerase beta-like. Gene Ontology annotation, biological process: double-strand break repair via nonhomologous end joining. Lineage: Eukaryota; Metazoa; Arthropoda; Insecta; Lepidoptera; Pieridae. The transcript has 6 exons. The coding region runs from base 184 to 1182 and encodes 332 amino acids. Gene Ontology annotation, molecular function: DNA binding; DNA-directed DNA polymerase activity. Gene Ontology annotation, cellular component: nucleus. The record is from RefSeq and is a predicted model, not a curated record.
AUUGACACAAAAUUUUAAUAGUUACCUCGGGCAAUAGCUCUCACAGCUCUCUCCUGCAGCUCACUUUUGAAUUUCUUAUGACCAAAACAUUGGAACAGUUUCUCCGUUACGUUAUCCAUGACGCUGGUGACUAUUUACAGAUUUUCUUCAGUAUAAUUUGAUUACAUUGUUUUCGUUAUUAAAAUGAGUAAGCGGAAAGCACCAUCGAACUCUAAUAAUUUAAAUGCAGAUUUUUGCGAAUUUUUAUCAGAGCUAGCAGAAUACGAGAAAAAUGUGAGUCGAAAUAUACACAAAUACAACACUUAUAGAAAAGCGGCCAGUGUUCUUGCAACGCAUGAAAAACGAAUUCAAUCGGGCGAUGAAGCAAAAAAAUUAAACGGCAUCGGAGAAAAAAUUGCAAAGAAAAUUGAUGAGUUUUUGCAUACAGGAAAAUUAAAAAAGCUCGAAAAUAUACACAACGAUGAAAAUGCUCAAGCUAUAAGUUUACUUACUCGAGUUUCUGGUAUAGGUCCAGUCAAAGCUGCAGAACUAGUCCGAAGUGGAAUUAAAACCAUAGAAGAUUUACAAAAACAAAAGGAUAAAUUGACACAUCAUCAACUUAUUGGCCUAAAAUUCUUUGAUGAUUUUGAAAAGAAGAUACCGCGUGCCGAAAUUCAAGAAGUUGAAAUCAAAAUGAAAAAAAUAAUUUCUGAUUUUGAUCCAAACUUCAGAAUAACAAUAUGCGGAAGCUACAGACGAGGCAAAUUAGAGAGUGGUGAUAUUGAUGCGCUUUUAACACAUCCCUCACUCAAAACGCAAAACUCAAAGAAACACGGUGAAAUUCUACUAAAUAAGGUUACCGAAGUUUUACAAGGGCUUGUAAUUGACACAAUUUCAAAAGGAGAUACAAAAUUUAUGGGCGUGUGUAGAUUGUCGCCUCAACAUCCAGCAAGACGUUUAGAUAUAAGGCUCAUUCCACACGAACAGUAUUUCUGUGCAGUGCUUUAUUUUACUGGAAGCGAUGUUUUUAACAAACAAAUGCGUGCCCAUGCCUUAGAAAAGGGAUUCACACUAAACGAAUACUCUCUGAGACCCAUAGGAAGCACUGGUAUACCGGGCGAGAGUGUUCCAAUUACAUCGGAAGAAGACAUAUUUGAUUAUAUUGAUUAUCCGUACAAAAAGCCAGAAGACCGAAACAUGUAAAUGAAACAUAAAGCACUUCUUCAA